Podospora pseudopauciseta is the source of this 231-nucleotide messenger RNA. RefSeq lists its product as uncharacterized. The transcript has 2 exons. Bases 49 to 231 code for a protein of 60 amino acids. Lineage: Eukaryota; Fungi; Ascomycota; Sordariomycetes; Sordariales; Podosporaceae. The record is from RefSeq and is a predicted model, not a curated record.
CAAGCCUCCGGCUGACAACUGAUCGAGACAUACAACGCACCCCGGAUCAUGCCACCGGCUUAUCCUACAGGAAAGUCCAAUUCCAAACCCGUGCAAUCUCUCCUUGCCAGACUUGGACUCACACCUUUGUUGUUUACGUUUAUUGAAUUCUUUUCUGUCCCCAUCCACCAACCUCCCGCUGGGGCGACGGCUAUGUGUGCGGUAAGCUCUGCUGCCAUGGCUGGAACGUAA